AUGAGAGCUGUGUGUGUUUGGUUAUCUGUGGUGCUGUGGGUGUGCAGCCCUCAAAGGGCAGCAGCAGCUGCAGCUUCAGCGGGACACCGAGUCAACGACUCUUCACUUCUGGAAGAGAGAAUAUUUUCUUACACGGAGCAUUUACUUAACGUUUCGGGGCAGCUGGAUAACCGGACUUCUGGCUUUUUCCUCCUGGACCUUGACGAGGGGAUGCUGGAGGACUGGCGCUCUCUGGCCAGUAAGAAGCGCCAGGGCGGGGAGUCGCAGGACGGGAGCGUCAAGGCGCUGCUGGUGGCCGCAUACUCUUUAAUCAUCGUGAUCUCCCUGUUCGGGAACACCCUGGUGUGCCAUGUGGUGGUGAAAAACAAGCGCACCCAGUCCGCCACCAGCUUGUUUAUUAUGAACCUCGCCGUGGCUGAUAUCUUCAUCACAGUCCUCAAUACGCCCUUCACCCUGGUCCGAUUCGUGAACAGCACCUGGGUGUUUGGGAGGACAAUGUGUCACAUCAGUCGCUUUGUACAGUACUGCUCCCUGCACGUCUCGACACUCACACUCACUGCCAUCGCACUGGACCGACAACAGGUGAUUUUACAUCCUCUGAGACCUCGCAUGUCCCCGGCACAAGGUGGAGUUUGGGUCGCUGUUAUCUGGAUAAUGGCCAGCUGCUUCUCCCUCCCACAUGCGAUUUACCAAAAACUCCUGACUUUUACAUACAGUAAGGAAAAGGAGCGCAGCCUGUGUGUCCCAGACUUCCCCGAGCCAUCAGAUGUCUACUGGCAGUAUAUUGACCUCCUGACCUUCAUAUUACUUUACAUGCUGCCACUCCUCAUCAUCACUGCCUCCUACACUACAGUGGCCUGCCGGCUGUUGCGCCACAACGCCAUUGGUGACACCACAACAGCUCAACACGCCGCCCAGAGAAGAAAGCGGCGGCGGACGCUGGCCAUGUUGCUCCUGGUGGUCGGGGUGUUUGCUGUCUGCUGGUUCCCGCUCAACUGUUACGUGGUGCUGCUCUCCAGCCAAGCUAUCAACUCCUCUAAUGCCCUUUACUUCUGCUUUCACUGGCUGGCUAUGAGCUCCACCUGCUACAACCCUUUCAUCUACUGCUGUCUGAAUCCCACCUUCCGCCAGGAGCUGAGGCUCCUCUUUGACAUAUGCAGGAGGAAACGGAGAGCGGCGGUCGGGUUGGAGCCAGAGCUCCGCCCUGUAGUGGCCUGCGCUCCUUGUCAGAGGACUGCCUGGCCUGACAAUCAUGACUCCUCGGGGCCAAGUCAUGCUUUGUCCCACCCGGGCCACGCCUCCUCACAGCAGAGUCAUCCCUCUUCCAGUCAGUCCCACAACCUAAAAGAUACACAUGUGCUCUUCACAGCUAGGCAGGCCCUCACAGGAAGAACCGACAUCCUCUCAGUGGAGCCCAUCGUGGCCGUAAGCUGACUGGGAAC
Micropterus dolomieu (smallmouth bass) is the source of this 1442-nucleotide messenger RNA. RefSeq names its product G protein-coupled receptor 83 (gene gpr83). Bases 1 to 1434 code for a protein of 477 amino acids. Gene Ontology annotation, molecular function: neuropeptide Y receptor activity. The transcript has 4 exons. Gene Ontology annotation, biological process: neuropeptide signaling pathway. NCBI's taxonomy places the organism in Eukaryota, Metazoa, Chordata, Actinopteri, Centrarchiformes, Centrarchidae. Gene Ontology annotation, cellular component: membrane. The record is from RefSeq and is a predicted model, not a curated record.